AUGCAGCAGCGCGCUCCCGCCGAGCGCUCCACAGCGGCGUCCCUGCACGCGCACGUCCUCCACCUCCACCAAUGCGGCGGCGCCGGCAACCUCCUCCGCCGCGCCCACGCCGCCGCCCUGACAUCCGGCGCGCUCGCCGCGUCCCUGCCCCUCGCGGGCGCGCUCAUCCUCUCCUACGCCGCGGUCGCCGACCUGCCCUCCUCCGGCCGCCUCCUCCUCCACCACCCGCUCCGCCUCCGCUCGGCCUUCCUCUGGAACUCGCUCUCCCGCGCGCUCUCCUCGGCCUCCCUCCCCGCCGACGCCCUGCGCGUCUACAACCUCAUGCUCCGCUCCGCCGUCAGCCCGGACGACCGCACCUUCCCCUUCGCCCUCCACGCCGCCGCGGCCGCCGCCGGCGCGCACGCGGACAAGGGCCUAGAGCUCCACGCCGCCGCGCUCCGGAGCGGCCACCUCGCCGAUGUCUUCGCGGGCAACACGCUCGUCUCUUUCUACGCCGCCUGUGGCUCCGCCCGUGAUGCGCGCAGGGCGUUCGAUGAAAUGCCCGCCCGGGACGUCGUCUCCUGGAACUCCCUCGUCUCGGCGUUCUUGGCCAACAGGAUGUUCGAUGAUGCGAGGCGGGCGUUGGUCAGUAUGAUGGGGAGCGGGGUCCCUGUGAGUGUGGCGAGCUUGGUCUCGGUCGUGCCUGCUUGUGGCGUGGAGCAGGAGCAGGGGUUUGGGUUGGCUCUACAUGGACUCGCGCUGAAAGCCGGGCUGGACUCCGUGGUCAAUCUUGGAAAUGCACUGGUUGAUAUGUACGGGAAGUUUUGUCAAGUGGAGGCAUCGAUGCAGGUGUUUGAAGUAAUGCCAGAGAGAAAUGAGGUUUCUUGGAAUUCUGCCAUAGGUUGUUUUCUUAAUUCAGGGCUUUAUGGAGAUGUGUUGGCCAUGUUUAGGGAAAUGUCAGAGCGCGGAGUCAUGCCAGGGUCUAUCACGUUAUCAAGUUUGCUACCUGCUUUGGUUGAGCUUGGUUAUUUUGAUCUGGGCAGGGAGGUACAUGGGUAUAGUAUAAAGAGAGCAAUGGACUCAGAUAUUUUCGUUGCCAAUUCACUUGUGGAUAUGUAUGCCAAACUCGGUUCUCUGGAGAAAGCCUGCACUGUCUUUGAAAAGAUUGAGGUACCCAAUGUGGUGUCAUGGAAUGCAAUGAUCGCUAAUCUUGUGCAAAAUGGAGCUGAGACUGAGGCAUUCCGUCUUGUUAUCAAGAUGCAAAAGGAUGGGGAACGGCCAAAUUCAAUAACCCUGGUGAAUGUACUUCCAGCUUGUUCAAGGAUGUCCUCUCUAAAGAUAGGGAAACAGAUCCAUGCAUGGUCGAUCCGUACAGGAUUAGUAUUUGACUUAUUCAUAUCGAAUGCUUUGAUUGAUAUGUACGCGAAGUGCGGGCAGCUGAGUUUGGCGCAAAAUAUUUUUGACUUGUCAGAGAAGGAUGAUGUGUCAUACAACGCUUUGCUUCUGGGUUAUUCUCAGAGUCCAUGGAGUUUUGAAUCUCUUAAUCUAUUUAAGGAGAUAAGGUCUGUGGGAAUUGAGUAUGAUGCUAUUUCUUUCAUGGGUGCCUUGACUGCAUGUACCAAUUUAUGUGCAUUUAAACAAGGGAAAGAAAUUCAUGGUGUUUUAGUAAGGAGAUUACAAAGUAAUCAUCCCUUUCUGGCUAAUUCACUGCUAGGUUUGUAUACUAAAGGUGGAAUGCUUGACACUGCAACAAAGAUCUUCAAUAGGAUUACAGAGAAGGAUGUUGCUUCAUGGAAUACCAUGAUCAUGGGAUACGGAAUGCACGGCCAAAUUGAUGUUGCUUUCCAUUUGUUUGAUCUGAUGAAGGAUGAUGGUGUUGACUAUGAUCAUGUGUCUUACAUCGCAGUGCUGUCGGCAUGCAGCCACGGUGGGCUUGUUGAGAAAGGAAAAGAGUACUUCAGUCAAAUGCGUGCCCAAAAUUUAGAGCCACAACAAAUGCAUUAUGCUUGCAUGGUUGAUCUUCUUGGGCGUACUGGACAACUGACUGAAUCUGUUGAACUAAUCCAAGACAUGCCUUUUCAUGCCAAUUCCGAUGUGUGGGGAGCACUGCUUGGGGCUUGCCGAAUACAUGGAAACAUUGAAGUAGCGCAAUAUGCAGCGGAACAUUUGUUUGAGUUGAAGCCAGAGCAUUCGGGUUACUAUACACUGCUGAUAAACAUGUACGCUGAGGCUGGUAGGUGGAAUGAAGCAAACAAGAUCAGGAAAUUAAUGAAAUCCAGGAAGGUACAGAAAAAUCCAGCCUAUAGCUGGGUACAGAGUGGCAACAAGCUACAAGCUUUUCUUGUGGGGAAUGGUUAGCUCUGCUGCGAUAAGUUUAAAUUGACCGGCAAUGUAACAGAUGGUGCACUUAUAUGGUGGUACGAAGUCUUCCACUAGGAAUGAAUUGUAUAUAUAGCACUAUAAUAUUGCAUGUUCACCAAAUCUGAUAAGUAUUGUCACUGUAAUAGUGAAGGAAUGCGAUGAGGAGUGCAAUGACUUUUAGAAGACCGUAGUUGUCGAUGGCUGCACUGUAUGACCUGACAAGAAUCACAUAAAGAUGAGCAAUAUUAAUUGGCACUACCACAGUCUACAUAUAUUUGCUAAUGGAAUUUAGCCUAGUGAUGGGACAGAAGAUAGAACUGAUUAUUUCUCUUCAGAGGAAAUGGCACUCAAACUCCCGGCAUACAUGGUCAUCAGGUUUAUAAAGACAUGGGUUUAACCAACACUCACUCACAUGUAUUUUUAGUUUACUCCGGUUGUAGCUUUGGUCCGAACGUGUUGAAGAUGUUGCCGAUCACACAGCUUCCACCCACUGAUAGCCACGAGGAAGGCAAGAAAUUAUCAUGGAACAAAGCAAAGAGUGACAGCCUGACAGAUUCUGCAAACUCACUAGUCCGCCUCUAGCCAGACAGACCAGAGAGUCAUCUUUGUCUUGUUUCUGUUAAUUUCCAGAUAUUGCCAAGGAGAUGGUAUAUCCAUGUGAAUUCCUUUUGUGAAGUGGGAAUGGAAGAGUGGAGUUCCAUUCGAUAGGGAUCUAUACAGGAUAAAUACUCCAGAGUCCACACUCGAGCAAUUCUUCUCAUUGCAAGGAGGCCGUUGCUAUGAUCAAAAGUAGAGAGGAGAACAAGUCAAAGUAUGCUUUUAUUACCAGAGAGAUCAAUAUCAGUUUGGGGAUGCGAUUCUUGCAUUGCUCGUAUUCGGAGCAGAAAUAGGGCUAGUCAUUCCAUUGCAAUUUUGGUAGGUUGCAUGGCCGAACAGCUGUCUGGCUAUGCUCUGGCCCAGAUGAUGUCCUGGAAAUUGUUGGAUGGGAUUGUAACACUUAAUUUUCAUCUAGAUACCACGUGUACCGUACAAACCAUUUUUAAGCUG
Molecule: messenger RNA, 3387 nt
Organism: Triticum dicoccoides
Lineage: Eukaryota; Viridiplantae; Streptophyta; Magnoliopsida; Poales; Poaceae
Product: pentatricopeptide repeat-containing protein At1g18485-like
Exons: 2
Coding region: 1-2337 (778 amino acids)
Biological process (GO): RNA modification
Molecular function (GO): protein binding; RNA binding
Source: RefSeq, a predicted model, not a curated record